Molecule: messenger RNA, 2093 nt
Organism: Oryza sativa Japonica Group (Japanese rice)
Lineage: Eukaryota; Viridiplantae; Streptophyta; Magnoliopsida; Poales; Poaceae
Product: sulfoquinovosyl transferase SQD2
Biological process (GO): sulfolipid biosynthetic process; glycolipid biosynthetic process
Cellular component (GO): chloroplast envelope
Molecular function (GO): UDP-sulfoquinovose:DAG sulfoquinovosyltransferase activity
Source: RefSeq, a predicted model, not a curated record
AAGAAAAAAAGCACAAUAUUCUCCCUCUCGGCCUCUCCUCGCCGUAGUGCCCCCUCGGACCUCGGUUGAUUUUUUGGUUCGCGCACGUCACCACCGAGAGUCCACCACCGCGGCGCACGGGAGGAGGCCCGAUUCGAUUCCACUCGCCCGUUCGUUCGCUCGUCCUAUUUUUUUCUUCCCCCCACCACGGCAAUUUUUUCUCUCCCACGGCCGCCACGCCACUGCCAGUCAACAGCUGCACCUGGGCUCCUCCUCUCCUCGUCGCCGUCACCGUCGCGCGCCGUCGUGUUGGUGGUGGUGGUGGUGUGCGGGCGGGCGGGCGCCGCUCGCGUCCCCGUGACGCUGCUUCCCAGCGCCGCUGCCUCCGCCUUCCACGCCGCGUGGGCGCGAAGGCGGGGCUUGGGAGUUGGAGGAGGAAGGAUAGGGGGCACGGCACGGGUGGCAGUAGUGCAAGGCAAGCAGGUCCCCGUGUAUAAUUCGGGCGGCGGCGGCGGCGGGUUGGAUCGGGGAAUCGGCGACGCGGGCCAGAGGAGGAGGAGGAUGGGGCAGCAGGCGGCGGAGGCGCAGCCGCUACUGCUGCAGGGGGACCAGGUGGACGCCGAGUGGGGCUGCAGGCCGCACCGCAUUGUACUUUUCGUCGAGCCGUCGCCCUUCGCUUACAUCUCUGGGUACAAGAAUCGCUUCCAGAACUUCAUCAAGCAUCUGCGAGAGAUGGGCGAUGAGAUGUUGGUGGUGACCACGCACAAGGGAGCUCCCGAGGAGUUCCAUGGAGCUAAAGUCAUUGGUUCGUGGAGUUUUCCAUGUCCGUUAUACCAAAAUGUUCCACUCUCGCUGGCGUUGAGCCCUAGGAUAUUUUCGGCGGUGGCUAAAUUUAAGCCGGACAUAAUCCAUGCUACUUCACCUGGAGUUAUGGUUUUUGGUGCUCGCUUUAUCGCAAAGAUGCUUUCAGUCCCAAUGGUGAUGUCAUAUCAUACCCACCUUCCAGCGUAUAUACCAAGAUACAAUUUAAAUUGGUUACUUGGACCCACAUGGAGUCUUAUAAGAUGUCUUCAUAGGUCUGCAGAUCUUACUCUAGUUCCGUCAGUAGCUAUUGCCGAGGACUUUGAAACUGCGAAAGUAGUAUCAGCAAAUAGAGUUCGGCUUUGGAACAAAGGUGUUGAUUCUGAAAGUUUCCAUCCUAAAUUUCGGAAGCAUGAAAUGCGCAUUAAAUUGAGUGGUGGUGAACCAGAAAAACCACUCAUAAUACAUGUGGGUCGUUUCGGGCGUGAAAAGAAUUUGGAUUUUCUGAAAAGGGUUAUGGAAAGGCUCCCAGGAGUAAGAAUUGCUUUUGUUGGUGACGGACCAUACAGGGCUGAGCUGGAAAGAAUGUUUACUGGCAUGCCUGCAGUAUUCACUGGAAUGCUCCAAGGCGAGGAGCUCUCACAAGCAUAUGCCAGUGGCGACUUGUUUGCAAUGCCUUCAGAAUCUGAGACACUUGGUCAAGUAGUGCUGGAGUCCAUGGCUUCUGGAGUCCCAGUUGUCGCUGCUCGUGCUGGAGGUAUACCUGAUAUAAUACCCAAGGACAAGGAGGGUAAAACCAGUUUCUUGUUUACACCCGGGGAUCUCGACGAGUGUGUGAGGAAGAUCGAACAGCUCCUUUCGUCGAAGGUUCUAAGAGAAUCCAUUGGAAGGGCUGCUAGGGAGGAGAUGGAGAAGUGUGACUGGAGAGCAGCCUCGAAGACAAUACGCAAUGAGCACUACUGUACCGCAACGUUGUACUGGAGGAAGAAAAUGGGCAGAACUAACUAGGUUUCGCUUAUCGAUUCAGGAAUCGUUCACCGCCGUCUCCACCUAGUUACUGUUAAUAACCAAAGAGUUUGUACAUUGUAUCCAACAGCAGCUCGCGAGUUUGUGCGGCUAGCUGCAUUCAUGUGUUCACAAAUCACAAUCAUGGGAUGGCCACUGACCAAAAGCUUGUAUGCGAGUCAUGUACAUUAGACAGCUCUUUGAGAUUGGCGAUUACUAUCGAAGUGCUAACUGCUAAUUUAGAAUACUGGAGGAGUUGCCUGCUGUAGUGCUGUCUCUAGAGUGAAAGUUGAAUUGUGUGUUGUUAC